Molecule: messenger RNA, 510 nt
Organism: Emiliania huxleyi CCMP1516
Lineage: Eukaryota; Haptophyta; Isochrysidales; Noelaerhabdaceae
Exons: 1
Coding region: 1-510 (169 amino acids)
Source: RefSeq, a predicted model, not a curated record
AUGGACGCCUUUUGCACGCGGCUAGAUGCGCAAAGACGCGCCCCCGACUCGAGAAGAGAAGCCCUUGCCCUCUCGCGACGCUGCGGAGACGCGGCGCGGCGUUGUGUUCACACCCCAGCCGUCCACCCCGCAGGCCAGCGGCAGGGCGUGGCGAGGAGUGCGACCAUCUUCGUGUUCGACGGCGAGCCGCUCGCGGCCAACAUGGCGCCAAAGGACUACGAGAUGGAGGACGGGGACAUCAUCGACGUGGUCACGCCGGGCCACCCCGAGUACGCGCAGCAGCUGGCUCGCCUCACCGCCCUGGGGCUGGGCACAGACGGGCCCCCCGACCAGGCGGGCGCCAGCAUCUUCGCGCAGGCCGUCGCGGCGGGCGAGCAGGCGGCGCUCGAGUGGCGGGACCGGCGGGCGGCGGAGGAGGCGCGCGCCGGGUCGGCGUCGGACACGCGGCGGCAGCGGAACCCGCGGUCGAGGCGCGCCGGGUCGUCGUCGCGCUCGAGCCGGUCGAGGUGA